Messenger RNA from Colletotrichum costaricense, 1776 nucleotides. RefSeq lists its product as uncharacterized. The record is from RefSeq and is a predicted model, not a curated record. Bases 1 to 1776 code for a protein of 591 amino acids. The transcript has a single exon. Lineage: Eukaryota; Fungi; Ascomycota; Sordariomycetes; Glomerellales; Glomerellaceae.
AUGCGCUCAUUUACUGUUCUCGCUGCCUUGACGGCAACCGGGUCGGCUCAGCUCUUGUCUCUUUCUGAGCUAGCCAGCAUCCCAGUCUCGACUGUCCAGACUGUUCCCAUUGGUGUUGGCAACCAGACUGUUGCAGCAACCAAGAGGGAAGUCAACAACUUGGCCGCCCGCGGCGACUGCAGCGCUCUUCCCGUUGGUAGUGGCCCGGUCCCCACCACCGACACGGACACAGCUUUCCUCGCCGACACGGACUUGUCCAAUGCUGCUUUGGCGGCCGUCACCCCGGCCGGGUGGUACCAGACCUUCCAGAACCUCCAGUCUGCGACCUCCGCCUCGGCUUACAUGGGCUACAAGACCUAUGCCACCUACAGCCCUUCGCAGUGCGCAGCUGACUGCAAAUCGAACACUGGGUGUACAGCCUUCAACGUCUUCUUCGAGAGAGAUCCCAGCCAGGAUCCUGGCACCGCGUGCCCCAACCCCUCGAGCACAACUGUCAUCAAGUGCAGCUUCUGGGGUGUUGGCAUCGGCCCUUCCACCGCCACCAACAGUGGUGAAUACAGGAACGAUUUCCACGUUGUGAUUGCUGGCUCAAACGGAUACCAGCUUACAGCACCCGACUACGCCGUCACCGGCUACAACUCUACAUUCACUGAUACGGCCACCAUCAACGCCCCCAGCGACUGCAACAGCUACAUCACUUACAGGGCUCACACCAACGCCGCUUAUGACCCUUCUCUCUGCGCUGCCGACUGCGCUUCUCAGAGACAAGAAACCAACCCCUUCAACGGUCUCUACUGCCACUUCUUCACCAGCUACUCACUUGUCAAGAAUGGUGUCGUCCAGGCUCAGAUUUGUGCUCUGUACUCGCGCACCUGGGACAAGAGCUACGCCGUCAACACGGGAUACACCUCUGGCUCUGAUGUCUACACCAUCCAGUAUGCUUACUCGUACUCUUAUACCUCUGAUUUGGGCACUUGGACUUGCCCUCAAGGCAAUGCCGCGGUCGCCUCUACGACAUCGACUACUUUAUCUACUUCUUCCACGUCUCAAAUCGCGACCCCUUCCACUCUUUCCACAUCUACUACCUCACGGGCCGCCACUUCUUCGACCCUGACUACAUCCAGCAGCUCAUCUGCUUCCACAAUCAAGACUUCCACCUCUUCUUCGACCGCCGCCGCAACAACUAGCAGCACGGCGGUCUCCAGCGGGCCCAUCGUCGCCUGUCCCAGCCCAGUGAGCUAUGUCGUUGGCUCUGCUGGUGGACUGUACGCUGUCUGCGCAAACACCGACUUCAUGAUUCCCAGCCCUCAGAUCUACUACGGCUACAAGUCCAACGCUGACUGUGCCACUGCCUGCGAGGCUCAAUCUGGCUGCACCAAGGCCGUCUACAACCCUACCACCCAGAUCUGCUAUCUGAAGGGUAGCCCCAGCGUCGCCGCCUCUAAUUGGAACAUCAACGCGCCCUUCCAGACCCUCGUCAAGGUCACCGACGGCACCGCUCUCACCAAGUGCUUGGCUCCCACUUACACCGUCAACUACUUCGGCACCACCUACCAAGUCUGCCCCAGCAGUGACUUCACCAACAACCCUGCCACGGACAUCUGGUACUACGUUCCCAGCGACCUCGCUUGCAUUGCUCUGUGCCGCUUGAGAUCAGGAUGUACCAAGAUCGUGUACAACUUUGUUACCAAGACCUGCUACAACAAGGGCAACCCGUCCCUGGCCAGCACCGGAUGGCACGUCAACACCCAGUUCCGCGCCAUCUACAUUAACUAA